CAUGGCGUUCUUGUUUGGCCGCAGCAAGGCCAGGUCCAACCAGGAGUUGACCCGGUCGACCAAAGAUUUGAUACUGAAGCUAAUUGCUGAGGACAAGCCUUCACAAAAGGUAUCCGACCACUACGACCCGAGCGAACUGGACUGGGCUGACGACGGUCAGAUCGAGGAAGAAGUGGCACGGAAUCUUGGCCAGAUGAAGGUCAUCCUUCAAGGCACGCCCGAACUCGACGUCAGCCCCGACCAGGUAUUCCAGCUGGUGAACCUCCUCGUUACCGAAGAUCUUCUACGAGUCCUCGCCGAGAACAUCCACCGUCUACCCUUCGAAUCGCGCAAAGAUACCCAAACCAUCAUCUCCAACGUCCUGCGAUACAAGCAACCGGGCGAAGACCAACCAAUUGCCCUUCAAUACAUCAUCACUACCCGUCCCGAAGUCAUCAUUGCGCUUUGCAAUGGCUACGAUCGUCGCGAAAGUGCUAUGCCCUGUGGAGGAAUACUGAAAGAAGCUCUGAAACAUGAUGCUGUCACAGCACUGAUUCUCUACGACGAACCGAGCCUACACGGCCAGCCUCUGGAUCUUGGCAGCAUCGACACAGAUCAGCCUGCCUCGGGCCAGGGUGUGUUUUGGAAGUUCUUUGAUUGGAUCGACAAGAGUUUGUUCGAAGUCAGCACCGAUGCUUUCGACACUUUCCGCGUGGGUCGCUCCCACAUUCUACGC
Aureobasidium uvarum is the source of this 715-nucleotide messenger RNA. The record is from the annotation of a GenBank genome assembly. NCBI's taxonomy places the organism in Eukaryota, Fungi, Ascomycota, Dothideomycetes, Dothideales, Saccotheciaceae.